AUGGCAGACAAUUUCAAACCCAAGGCUUUCCCAGACGUGCCGUCGAAGCUAUCUGCCCCAGCCAAGAAGUCGCUCUUCGAACGCCAGAAAGCCGAAGCCGAAGCCAAACGUGCCCGCGAACGCGCCGAGACAGCUGCGGUUUACGAAGACUUUGUCAAAUCAUUUGAAGAUGACUCACCAGCUCCCGAGCGCUCGACAUUCGAGGGAAAGCCAAACAGAUUCGGGAACAGGAACACUGGCUUUGGAGGAGGGCCUGCAAAGCGGCAUUUCACGAGCUCCGGGCCGCGCAUGAGCGGUCCUGGAACACUGGGACCACCUCCGCCAUCACUGUCUCGCAAACGAAACCACGAGGGGUUUCAGCCUUUACACCGGAAUAGAGAUUCUGCGCAAGGGACGCUCGGAUUUGAUAAUACUGCCAAUGCGGCUACGGCAUCUGCCUUUCGCGCCUCAGACGACGAGGAUGAGGGCGCUGCGGACGCGAAGGAAGCUGAGAAAGCUGCGGCUAAGCCGACCUUAUAUCUUGCGUCUCUACCCCCUGGGACGUCUCAAUCUGUUGUCAAGUCUCUGAUACCCACGGUGCUCAACGUCGAUAAUGUCAAGUUCCUACGACCUACGGGCCAGACCGCUACCGAGAGAAAAUCAGUGUCGGCUAUCGUGACCCUUGCUAGUGAAUCUGCCGCCUCUGAUAUCGAUAGCAGCGUCAGUGCUCUGCAAAACCGGUAUCUAGGAUGGGGUUACUAUUUGUCUAUCUCGAGGCAUCUGUCAUCUGCUGCGAUUGGCUCGACUGUUGCAAUCGGGCCGUCGUCCACGGGCACAUUACCAUUUGGCGCAAAAUCAGUGGCUCCGGAACUAGGGGGUCGACUGAACCGCGCCCCGCCGCCUGGUCUCCAUCGUGGUGGGUUUGCUCCUCCAAGCUCAUAUGGGCCUUCCUAUGGUGGCAGCAGCUCUACUUUGCAAGUGGAUGUGAAAGCACCAUCCGACCUAAAGCAGUUGAGGUUGAUCCACAAGACCUUGGAGAAUCUCUUAAACUACGGGCCCGAGUUCGAGGCUCUCCUCAUGAGCCGACCGGAAGUCCAAAGAGAGGAGAAAUGGGCCUGGCUAUGGGACGCAAGAAGCCCUAGCGGGGUAUAUUAUCGGUGGAAGUUAUGGGAUAUUAUCACAAAUGGCCGCUCUAAAGACCAACGAGGGCGCCUACUACCGAUAUUCGAAGGCGGCGCAAGCUGGAAAUACCCAGAAGCUAGCCUUACCUUUGAGCAUACCACUCGGCUGGAUGAACUUGUCUCUGAUGACGACUAUGAUUCGUCGGAUGAGGACAUGUCCGAUGGAGAGGAAGACCGACGUCAGCAGAGUGGAGCGCCUCCCACAGACGGACUUGGAGCGGGCAAUGAAGGGCUGGGCCAUAUGAAUCCUCUAAAAAAGGCAAAAUUGGCUCACCUCCUUGCACGACUUCCAACAACGCAUGCAAAGCUACGCAAAGGCGAUGUGGCGCGGGUCACUGCAUUCGCUAUCAAACACGCGGGCGCAGGAGCCGAUGAGGUGGUUGAGAUGAUUGUGUCAAACAUCAUCGAACCGUACGCUUACACUGGGGCGAACCCUGAUCGCGAGUUGGAGAAGGGACUUGCCCGCAAGGAGCAGAACGGUGACGAUGCCACUGCAGCGCCAAUAGAUGGCACAGGGAAGGAGAAGCUGGAUACGUCUUCUGCAAAGUUAGUCGGCUUGUACCUGAUAUCUGACAUCCUUUCCUCAUCCGCAACCAGCGGAGUGCGACAUGCCUGGCGAUAUCGACAGCUAUUCGAAUCAGCACUCAAAGCACAUGAGGUCUUUGAACACCUUGGGAGGCUAGAGAAAGAGCUGAGUUGGGGGCGACUGAGGGCAGAGAAGUGGAAACGUAGCAUUGGCUCCCUUUUACAUCUCUGGGAAGGGUGGUGCGUGUUUCCGCAAUCAAGCCAAGAGCAUUUCUUCCAGGUUUUCGAGAAGCCGCCGCUCACGGAGGAAGAACUGCGGGAAGAGAAGGAGAAGGCUGAGGUUGAACGAGCUGCCGCUGCAUUCUCCAAGAACAAGAGCCGCUGGAAGGCUGUUGACGAAGACUCGUCUGCUGCACGUUUUGAUCCAAGUCAACCCUCCGAAGCCAAACCAAGUCCAAUGGAGGUUGAUCAGGAGGUUCCGGAAGGUAUGGACGUCGACGGUGAGCCGAUGAGUGACAUUGAUGGCGAACCAAUGGAGGACAGUGAUCUAGAAGAUAUUGAUGGGAGUCCACUUGAAGAUAUUGAGGAAGGGGACAGCCCCCAAGAGCGACCUGAGACUGCAUCUGAAAAGCCCCCGGAGAUACCAGCUGGGUCGGUUCGCAAACUACGGCCCCGAGCAGAGGACAUGUUUGCAGACUCAGAUCCGGAAGAGUAG
Molecule: messenger RNA, 2400 nt
Organism: Aspergillus mulundensis
Lineage: Eukaryota; Fungi; Ascomycota; Eurotiomycetes; Eurotiales; Aspergillaceae
Exons: 1
Coding region: 1-2400 (799 amino acids)
Biological process (GO): RNA processing
Cellular component (GO): nucleus
Molecular function (GO): RNA binding
Source: RefSeq, a predicted model, not a curated record